Messenger RNA from Podospora bellae-mahoneyi, 207 nucleotides. RefSeq lists its product as uncharacterized. The coding region runs from base 1 to 207 and encodes 68 amino acids. NCBI's taxonomy places the organism in Eukaryota, Fungi, Ascomycota, Sordariomycetes, Sordariales, Podosporaceae. The transcript has a single exon. The record is from RefSeq and is a predicted model, not a curated record.
AUGAAUACAUACCGGCACUACGGCGCUGAAGAAUUAGAGGAGGACAAGUCUUUGCCCACCAAUUUGGUGAGGUCGAUGAGCUCGUUGCUCAUUUUGAGGCUCGCACCGCGCAAGCUCGCCCAAACCCUGGACAAGGGCACUUUCCAGGGGGUACUAUUACUGUACCUCAUGGUCGUGGUGGUGGUGUCGCUGGUCGGCCGAAUCUGA